Messenger RNA from Glycine soja, 2648 nucleotides. RefSeq names its product probable beta-D-xylosidase 5. Gene Ontology annotation, cellular component: plant-type cell wall. The record is from RefSeq and is a predicted model, not a curated record. Bases 63 to 2447 code for a protein of 794 amino acids. Gene Ontology annotation, molecular function: alpha-L-arabinofuranosidase activity; xylan 1,4-beta-xylosidase activity. The transcript has 5 exons. NCBI's taxonomy places the organism in Eukaryota, Viridiplantae, Streptophyta, Magnoliopsida, Fabales, Fabaceae. Gene Ontology annotation, biological process: arabinan catabolic process; xylan catabolic process.
CAACUCUCGAACUCCAACAUAACAUAUAUACACAACUGCAUAAAGUCAAGGCAAACCAUAUCAUGAAAAACCAACUUAUGUUCUUAUCCAUGUUCCUUUCGUUUCUGAUUCUUCCAACCGCUAGCCAAAAACAUGCAUGUGGCUCUGCCAAGACUAGCAACUUUCCAUUUUGUGACACUUCACUAUCUUAUGAGGACAGGGCAAAGGACUUGGUGUCACGUUUAACACUUCAAGAAAAGACACAACAACUAGUAAACCCUUCUGCAGGUAUUUCGCGGCUUGGUGUUCCUGCUUAUGAAUGGUGGUCAGAGGCUCUUCAUGGUGUCUCAAACUUGGGGCCAGGAACACGUUUUGACAAGAAGGUGCCAGGUGCCACUAGCUUCCCAGCAGUGAUACUAUCAGCUGCAAGCUUCAAUGCAAGUUUGUGGCAGAAGAUGGGGCAGGUUGUGUCAACCGAGGCUAGAGCCAUGUACAAUGUGGAUUUGGCUGGCUUGACAUUUUGGAGUCCUAAUGUGAAUGUGUUCCGUGACCCUAGGUGGGGGCGUGGCCAAGAAACUCCAGGGGAGGAUCCCUUGGUGGUGUCUAGAUAUGCUGUUAUGUAUGUUCGUGGCUUACAAGAAGUGGAGGAUGAAGCAAGUGCUAAAGCUGAUAGGCUUAAGGUUUCAAGUUGUUGUAAGCAUUACACUGCUUAUGACCUUGACAAUUGGAAAGGCAUUGAUCGCUUCCAUUUCGAUGCAAAGGUGACAAAGCAAGACUUGGAGGACUCGUACCAGCCUCCGUUCAAGAGUUGUGUGGUGGAGGGCCAUGUUAGCAGUGUUAUGUGUUCUUAUAAUAGGGUGAAUGGGAUUCCUACAUGUGCUGACCCAGACCUUCUCAAAGGGAUAAUCAGAGGCCAGUGGGGUCUAGACGGAUAUAUUGUUUCAGAUUGUGAUUCAGUGGAAGUCUAUUACAAUGCAAUUCAUUACACUGCUACUCCUGAAGAUGCAGUGGCUCUUGCGCUGAAAGCAGGUUUAAACAUGAACUGUGGCGAUUUUCUUAAAAAAUACACUGCAAAUGCUGUAAACUUGAAAAAAGUAGAUGUAGCAACUGUAGACCAGGCCUUGGUGUACAACUACAUAGUCCUGAUGAGAUUGGGCUUCUUUGAUGACCCCAAGUCACUUCCAUUUGCAAACCUUGGACCAUCCGAUGUAUGUACUAAAGACAAUCAGCAACUGGCUCUAGAUGCUGCAAAGCAGGGAAUAGUUUUGCUGGAAAAUAAUAAUGGAGCUCUUCCCUUGUCCCAAACUAACAUUAAAAAAUUGGCUGUGAUUGGACCAAAUGCCAAUGCCACCACAGUUAUGAUUAGCAACUAUGCCGGCAUACCUUGCCGCUACACUAGCCCUUUACAAGGACUACAGAAGUACAUUUCUUCUGUAAAUUAUGCACCUGGUUGUAGCAAUGUUAAAUGUGGCAACCAGAGCCUCAUUGCAGCAGCGGUUAAGGCAGCAGCCUCUGCUGAUGCAGUGGUGUUGGUUGUGGGAUUAGACCAAUCUAUUGAAGCAGAGGGCCUGGAUAGAGAGAACUUGACAUUACCUGGUUUUCAAGAGAAGCUUGUGAAAGAUGUGGCUGGUGCUACCAAAGGAAAAGUGAUUUUAGUCAUAAUGGCAGCUGGUCCAAUUGACAUUUCUUCCACUAAAAGUGUUAGUAACAUAGGGGGGAUAUUGUGGGUUGGUUAUCCUGGUCAAGCUGGAGGGGAUGCCAUAGCCCAAGUGAUAUUUGGAGACUACAACCCAGGUGGUAGGUCUCCUUUUACAUGGUAUCCACAAUCUUAUGUUGAUCAAGUGCCCAUGACAGACAUGAACAUGAGAGCCAACAGAAGCAGAAAUUUCCCCGGAAGAACCUACAGGUUUUAUAAUGGGAAUUCCCUCUAUGAAUUUGGUCAUGGAUUAAGCUACUCCACAUUCUCCAUGUAUGUUGCAUCUGCUCCCUCCAGCAUAAUGAUAGAAAACACAUCCAUUUCUGAACCACAUAACAUGCUCUCUUCCAACAACUCAGGCACCCAAGUUGAGUCUCUCUCUGAUGGUCAAGCCAUUGAUAUUUCCACCAUAAACUGCCAGGACUUGACAUUUUUGCUUGUCAUUGGUGUGAAGAACAAUGGACCCUUAAAUGGAUCUCAUGUGGUCCUAGUGUUCUGGGAGCCAGCAACUUCAGAGUUUGUGAUUGGUGCUCCAAUUAAACAACUUAUAGGAUUUGAAAGAGUACAAGUUGUGGUGGGGGUGACAGAGUUUGUAACAGUGAAAAUUGAUAUAUGCCAACUGAUAAGUAAUGUGGAUAGUGAUGGCAAAAGAAAGCUGGUCAUUGGACAGCACACCAUUUUGGUUGGAUCUUCCAGUGAAACUCAGGUUAGACACCACAUUGAUGUCAAACUUUCUGGGAGUAUGAAUGGAAAAGAAUUCAUGUCUGAAUGAAUCCAGUAAGAGAACUUUGCUAGCAGCUACAAGUCAUAGCAAUAAUACGAUGAGUUUGAUAACAGUAUGUGGAAGUGGAAGAUAUGAGAUAUCAUAUGUAUGAUGGAUCAUAUACUAUGUAUUAGAUAUUACUAAUAAAAAUACUAUGUAUUAGACAUAACAAAUACAAAUCAUAAUGGCAAAAAAUAAAUUUUAAUUUAA